CUCAGUCACAGGGGAAAUGGGCACGUUUGGAUUCAGAUGUUCCACUCAGCAACUGCCAACAAAUAUACCAGUAUUAUUGCUAAGUUGUUACAGAACCUUAAAUAUGUUGCUGCAUAAUUUCAAGAUUAAUUUACAGAAGAUAUAACAGUAGCGCAUUAUAUACACGGAUUUUUACACGGGAUUUUCAUUUUCUGAAGAACAAAAAAAACCACCGGAUUCAGAAGUCCUGAAAAAAAACACAGAUGCUAAAAAGGAAUUGCUACCUCAGUAGUAACUUGUAACGCUGUCAUCAAUCAAGUGAUAUACGCUCUGAGCUACAGUGGCUUUGCAAUAACUCUCUAAAUUCCAUCAUCAGUCACUUUCAGAGUGGCGAGCUUUUCAGAAAGAAUAUCUAUACUCAAAGUGGACAAGAUUCACCCUUUUCAUUCAUUACUUACUUUGCUUGGUCCGCAGUCAUCUGGUAUUUCCUUUUAAAAUGCAUUGGAUCACGAUUUUACUUGCCGGGUUGACUUUUUGUGGAAAACUGUCAAUGUACAAUGGCUUAGAUUAUGAUUAUAGUUAUGAUUUUUAUGACGAAGAAAAAAGUGAGACGAUUGAUUACAAGGACCCUUGCAAAGCUGCUGUCUUUUGGGGCGACAUUGCUUUAGAUGAAGAAGACUUGAAAAUGUUUCAAAUCGAUAGAACAACUGACCUCACUCAACACACAAAUGAAAGACAAGGUCACACAACAGGUGGCUUAGGGGAGCAUGCCAUAUCCAAGAAGAAAGGAUCACUUUAUCAGCUUAUAGACAGAAUAAGAAGAUUUGGCCAUGACAAUGGGAGAAAAAACACAACAAAUGAAACUGGGAGCACAAAAUCCUCAGGGAAAAGCAAGAAAAGCAGAGUUCCCAGAGCUGCAACUUCUCGCGCUGAGAGAAUAUGGCCUGGAGGCGUCAUUCCGUAUGUUAUUGGAGGCAAUUUCACUGGCAGUCAGCGAGCUAUGUUCAAACAGGCCAUGCGACACUGGGAAAAACACACAUGUGUUACUUUCAUGGAGCGGACGGAUGAGGAAAGUUACAUUGUCUUCACAUACAGGCCUUGUGGGUGCUGCUCCUAUGUGGGGAGACGAGGAAAUGGUCCUCAGGCCAUUUCUAUCGGCAAGAACUGUGAUAAGUUUGGAAUUGUUGUGCACGAACUGGGACAUGUGAUCGGGUUUUGGCAUGAACAUACACGACCAGACCGGGAGGAUCAUGUAACCAUUAUUAGAGAAAACAUCCAACCAGGUCAGGAAUACAACUUCCUGAAGAUGGAACCUGGAGAAGUGAAUUCUCUUGGGGAACAAUAUGACUUUGACAGCAUCAUGCACUAUGCCAGGAACACCUUCUCAAGGGGCAUGUUUCUGGAUACUAUUCGUCCCUCCCGCGAUGAAAAUGGUAUAAGACCUGCCAUUGGCCAGAGAACACGAUUAAGUAAAGGAGACAUUGCACAGGCAAGGAAGCUGUAUAGAUGUCCAGCAUGUGGAGAAACAUUACAGGAGUCAACUGGUAAUUUCUCAUCCCCUGGAUUCCCUAAUGGAUACCCCUCUUACACUCACUGUGUUUGGAGAAUCUCAGUUACCCCAGGAGAAAAGAUUGUCCUGAACUUCACAAUAAUGGAUCUUUACAAAAGCAGUUUGUGCUGGUAUGACUACAUUGAAGUCAGAGACGGCUACUGGAGGAAAGCACCCUUACUUGGUAGAUUCUGUGGGGACAAAAUCCCUGCGGUUUUGACAUCUACAGAGAGUCGGAUGUGGAUAGAGUUCCGCAGUAGCAGUAACUGGGUGGGGAAAGGCUUUGCUGCUGUCUAUGAAGCCAUCUGUGGAGGUGAGAUCAGCAAAGACGCGGGCCAGAUUCAAUCCCCCAACUAUCCAGAUGACUACAGACCAAUGAAGGACUGUGUAUGGAAGAUAACAGUGUCAGAAAACUACAAUGUGGGAUUAAGCUUUCAGGCUUUUGAGAUCGAGAGACAUGAUAACUGUGCCUAUGACUAUCUGGAGGUGCGAGAUGGGAGCACAGAGAACAGCCCUCUGAUUGGCCGUUUUUGUGGCUAUGAUAAACCAGAAGACAUCCGAUCUACCUCAAAUAAAUUAUGGAUGAAAUUCAUUUCGGAUGGAACAGUCAACAAGGCAGGAUUUGCUGCAAACUUCUUCAAAGAGGAAGAUGAAUGUGCCAAACCUGACAAUGGAGGGUGCGAACAGCGAUGUGUGAACACACUGGGUAGCUACAAGUGUGCCUGCGAUCCUGGCUAUGAACUUGCUCCGGACAAGAAGAGUUGUGAAGCUGCCUGUGGUGGUCUCCUGACCAAGCUGAAUGGAACUAUUACAACUCCAGGCUGGCCCAAAGAAUAUCCUCCCAAUAAGAACUGUGUGUGGCAAGUGGUUGCUCCUACUCACUACCGGAUCUCCAUGCAGUUUGAGUUUUUUGAGCUUGAGGGAAAUGAAGUUUGCAAAUAUGAUUAUAUAGAAGUCCGCAGUGGCCUUUCCUCUGAUUCCAAACUGCAUGGAAAGUACUGUGGAACAGAAGUGCCUGAAGUCAUCACGUCCCAGUACAACAACAUGAGAAUAGAGUUCAAAUCCGACAACACAGUAUCAAAGAAGGGCUUCAAGGCACAUUUCUUUUCAGACAAGGAAGCUUCCUGCAAAGACAAAAUGUUUGUUUUUGAAUCUUGCAAGGACUUGGUGCAGGUUGCCACUUCAGGGCGAGUACGUAUUAUUGAGAGACUGGCGGCCUCUGAGGGUCUCAGAGACAAGGAUGAGUGCUCCAAGGACAAUGGCGGCUGUCAGCAUGACUGCAUCAACACUAUAGGGAGCUAUGUAUGUCAGUGCCGCAAUGGAUUUGUGCUACAUGAAAACAAACAUGACUGCAAAGAAGCUGAAUGCGAACACAGUGUCCACAGUCCCAAUGGAGUGAUCACCAGCCCCAACUGGCCAGACAAGUACCCAAGCCGUAAGGAAUGCACAUGGGCAGUUACAGCUACUCCUGGGCACCGUGUGAAAGUGUCUUUUAAUGAGUUUGAGAUCGAGCAACAUCAGGAAUGUGCCUACGACCAUCUGGAGGUGUAUGACGGAGAGAGUGACAAAGCUGCAAUUCUCGGGCGGUUAUGUGGCAGCAAAAUACCAGAUCCUGUUAUCUCCAAUGGCAACAAGAUGUAUCUCAGGUUCAUUUCAGAUGCCUCAGUACAAAGGAAGGGCUUUCAGGCCACCCACUCCACAGAAUGUGGAGGCAGGCUGAAAGCUGAGACCAGACUAAAAGACCUGUAUUCACAUGCACAAUUUGGAGACAAUAACUACCCAGGACAGGUGGAUUGUGAGUGGAUGAUAACUGCAGAGAAGGGAUAUGGAAUAGAGCUGACCUUCCAGACAUUCGAGGUGGAAGAGGAAGCAGACUGUGGCUAUGACUACAUGGAACUAUUCAAUGGUUACGACAGCACAUCUCAGAGACUAGGACGGUUCUGUGGAUCAGGGCCACCUGAAGAAAUCUACACUGCAGGAGAUGCUGUGCUGCUUCACUUCCACUCCGAUGACACGAUCAGCAAGAAAGGGUUCCAUAUACGAUACACAAGCACAAAGUUUCAAGAGGUUCUCCAUACCAAAAAAUAAUCUGGGAAUAUCAUCACACAGAAACUUUUUUUUUUUUUUUUUUUUUUUUUUUUAUAAAAAGAAACCAAAACAUUUUUCUAUCAUUGAAAAAAAAGUCAGAAAGGCAAAUUAAAACUCUUCAGUGCAGAAUGAAAGUUUUGUAUCCCAGUGGAGUAGACAAUAAAUAAGAUUUGUUCUGUGUUGGAGGUCAGCUGAGGAUCUUGUGAAAGCAGCAUCCACCCACGCCAUAGACUGUACAGACUGUUAUCAGUGGCUGGCAUUUAUUGUGGAUGCCUGCAAAUUUAAAAUGGGAGGAAGGCGCCCAUAUGGACCAUGGUAAUUGGACAAGCGUUAUGUCGUUGGGAAAGAGAUACUUGAGGCCACUGUUAAAUUCAUACUUUCUUCACAGAUUACUGAGCAAAUUAAAGUGUUGAAGUGGUUCUGCUUGAUGUAAAACCAUACAUAUAUUUAUGGUGACGGAAACAUUAUAGUUACAAGUAUUUUAAAAUAAACCACUGAGGACAUUAUUUUGUUAUACUGUAUUUGUAAUAUUUCUUUAUUUCUCACCAACCCAGUAAGCUUUUUCAGUACAGUCACAUAAAAGCUUUUUUUUUCUUCUUGUUUUUAUCACUAAAAUAAGCUGCAUCCCCAUUAAUGCUUACAGUUUACCAAGCUACAGUUAAGUCUAUUAGUUUUAAAAUCAUAUACUCCAUAGCUGAAAUUGCUUUGAAAUAAAGCUCAGCUGGUCUGACAAAGCAACAAGUAGUCAAAAACUGCAGGAUUUCUGUCUUUUAAAAAUGUAAUAUGUCUAAUUAAAUAUCUAACUUGCCAUUCCUCAAUGAUUAGAGGGUUACAGAUGCUUCAUCAAAUAGAGCUGCAAUGCUACCUUGUGUCAAACAGGUGGUACUUCAUCCAAUAUAAAGUAUGUCUGUUAGCACUCUCUACUGGUGAAAACAGUCUUGCACCUCAACAUUUAUUUUAUUCAGAGAUUCACACUAAAGUUGAUUCUGUUUUUGGCAUCUGCAUUUUUUGGUCAACUGCUUUAAGCCAAAAUAAUGUGUUUGUGCUUGGAAUGAAGAGUGUAGAACCAGGCUAAAGAAAUAUAACAAUGUAAUACUGGUGAUCUUGAAUUUAAGCUUUUGGUAUAUUCAGACUUGUUUACUGUAACUGACUUUUACAUCUCGAAACUAGUAUUUUUGUUUUAACUGGUUACAGUGUCCGUGUGCAUGCAUGAAUGUGUGUACGUGUAUGUGUAUGUGCGUGUGAUGCUGUCUGUGUCAUUCUUAGGGCUUUGUGCAAAUGUCCACCUAAAAAAAACAUCAACUGUGAAGCCUUGCGUAUCGUAUUUGUUUACUAUCAAAGUGUUCUACCAUAGUAUUGUGCUCUUGUUUUGCACUUAAAUUAUAAAGGAAAUUAAUUGGGUGUGGCCAACAUCUCUAAGCUGUUAUAGAAAGGGCCCUGUUAAACUAGCAAGGAAUCAGAUCUUUAAUCACCAAACCACCAAAACCUAGUGAAUACAGCUGUGCAUGGAGCAGUUAUAAGUGAAAUAUCCCAUAGUUACAGUUGAGGAAUUGUCUAGAUUGAUAUGAAUGGUAAAUGGACAAGCCACCCCUUAGAUGUUUUUGUUUCUAGCCUAGUGAAUAGAAUGGUUUAGGAGUAUGAAACCAAGUUUCUGGAAGCAAGACAAUUGCUGUUGAAGGGAUUUCCUACGGUGCUAUUCCAUGUAUAAAUAACCUUUUGGAUUUAAUGAGCCAACAACCUGCAAAAACAUGUAUGAAUGUUGAAUUAUGUCUGGCUGCAACUGAAGAACAAAGACUAUUAAUGUCAUUGCAUUGACAGCAGUAGUCCUGUGGAACAACAACUAUUGCCUUAGAACAAAAAUGUAUAUUCUUGCACAUAAUCGUUCUGUAGAUAUUUGUGUUUUGAUUUUGCUUUUCAGUUAAAGAACCUGAAGAUUUUAUUGUAAAACAAAUUCAAUCUUUCUAGAGUAUAUUGUAGCAGAAGGUGAUAUUUCAACAAAGAACCAUUGAUGUAUGUUAUGUAAACAGGGCCAUAUCCGAGCUUUAGUCAAGGUGUAUAUGCAUUUAUGUGGUAUGGUCAAACAGUUUAGUUGUUACUGUAUGUGCCAAGUUCCAUUUGAACCUAUUCACUGUAGUUUAUGUUAUUUUCUGAUGUUUGUAGCCUGGUAUUAGUGGCUUUUAAAGUCAUUAAAACCUGUGUCAGGUUGAUAUUAAAUAUUUAUGUGUCGCUGAAAAGUUCUUCAGUGUCAGCUGCAUCUUAUUACAAAAGUUUUCAACCUGUAAUUUACCAAAUGGCUGAAUUCAUUUAUGGUUUGACUAGACUGCUAUAGGUUGAGUGCUGCUCAUCCUAAAUUCAAGUAUAACAUUGGAUCUUUUGCCACUUGUCCGGAGGUAGGUUUUUAUUAAUUACACCACAGGGCGAAACACUGACAGCAGUGAGAUAAAAUAAUAACUUAAAUAUGUUGUCACUGGUGACUGAUGUAUUAUUAUCUUUGCUUAUUUGGUAGCUCUGUGCUUACAAAUGUGGUGGUUAUCCAUCAAUGCAACUUAAGACACCACAUAUUAAUUUAACCAAUAUAUUGUUAAUCCAGUCAUCUGCAUUCUAAUGAGAACAACAUACAACAACAUGUGUUGUAUUUGUUUCACCAAAUGAUAACUGUCAUGUUCUGUUAUGAUUAAUGUCAUAACAAAACCUGCUGAAUGUUGUUCUGUGUUUGUAUUAAAAAAAGCCCGUAGAGCUUUUCUAAGUUUAGGGCUAAGGUGGGGGUCAAGCAAUAAAAAAAAGCCUGGUAAGAAAAUUGGCAUAGCAUUGUAGAUACAAUAUCUUCCAAAGCCUGCAUGCAUCCUGAUGAACUGGUGUAAUGUUAUAUAAAUGUGUUACCACCAGGGAGCGCUGCUGUUCAUUUGAUGAAAUACUCUUCUUGUGGGCUUUCUUUUGUCACGUGACUGUUUUUAAUAUAUUUAAAACCUCUGUUUUAAGGAGUUUACAUUACUUAGAACAGUCUUCAUCAGAAUCAAAGACUGAGCAGAGAACUACAUAUAUGGUCUAUUCUAUUGCAGGUUUAAUUUCUUUUUUUUUAAUGAUUGCCCCAAGGAGAUUUGUAAUUUAUUUCAGAUUUAAAGGUUAAUGAGGGUUACACUUAAAAAAAAAAAAAAUGUUAAUGUCCUGUGUUCAAAAAUCUACACUGGGUUUAAAUGCAUUUACCCUCUAGGCUGUUGUAAAGAGUUUACAGAUCAGGUAUUAAAUCUUGGUGAAGUCAGAGCCUGGUGUGCUGAUCUGGAUUUGCUCUUCACAAUGAAUACCUUUCAUCUGCUUGGACUAAUUUCUUGUUGGCAGUGUAGUUUAUCGGGGUAAAUGAUUAAUUGAAGAAUGAUAUACAUUUAAAAAUUUAUUGUGACAAAAUGUCCAGAUGCACACUGCACAAUCAAAAAUAAAUACUGUAAGUGUAGGUAUUCAUUUAAGAAUACACUCAACACACUUAUUAUUUAUAUAUAAAUACCUGGAAAGAGCACAUUUUCUACUGUGAACAACUAUUGAAAAACUUGAACUGAUAGAAAUGAACUGAAAAUACCUCCUACACAGCCGUCUUUAUACCUGAUAACAAAAACAAAUUCCAAGAAACAAGUACGCUUUCACCUGGAUAUGAUUUUGGCAGUGCAACACUGUAAUGUGCUGUACUUUAAGUGUUUCCUGGAACUAUUUAACCUUCAGUUCAGGAAGCAUAAACUAAUCUUCACUCAGGCGUUAAGCAUGCAUGUGGAAAUCUAUUGUAUAUAUCACAAAUCAACUGUAUAUUAUCAAAUGUAAGGUUCAUGAUGUUAUAUUAUACUAUAUUUGUUACCAGUUUAAUAUUUUGUGGCACAGUGUCACUAAAUUACCAUAGGGCAAUUUACAUAGCCAACAUAUACUAAUGACAAACAUAGAG
Messenger RNA from Acipenser ruthenus (sterlet), 7541 nucleotides. RefSeq names its product tolloid-like 1 (gene tll1). The record is from RefSeq and is a predicted model, not a curated record. Gene Ontology annotation, biological process: proteolysis. The transcript is spliced from 23 exons. Gene Ontology annotation, molecular function: metalloendopeptidase activity; calcium ion binding; serine-type endopeptidase activity. The coding region runs from base 476 to 3616 and encodes 1046 amino acids. Lineage: Eukaryota; Metazoa; Chordata; Actinopteri; Acipenseriformes; Acipenseridae.